Molecule: messenger RNA, 1401 nt
Organism: Linum tenue
Lineage: Eukaryota; Viridiplantae; Streptophyta; Magnoliopsida; Malpighiales; Linaceae
Source: the annotation of a GenBank genome assembly
GGAGUGCGGGACCCGCCCGACCUACAUAAUUUGAUUCAAGUCUCUCCGUUCCGCACGCCAUUAGAGAGCUUGCUGCAAGAUAGCGAGCCGCCAUUAAUACCGUCCGACUCGCCCAACGAACGAGUCAAUUACUGAGUCAGGGAGGUUGCAAAAUAAAGGCUAACCUUUUCGAAAGACUUGUUGUUUGUUCAGCUUUCCUCCUCACUUGUCGGGGAAGCACAAAUUCAGCUACCUUCCCCCUCCCUCCUUACUGUCAGCAUUUUUCCCUGAAGACAGCAAGUAUGCCUGACAAAAUAACUGCGGAGGACAUUCUAACAAACCUAGUUGAAACCUUUGGUGAAAACAUCCCAAAACAUAAAUCUGGGUCAUUCUUUGAAGAAGAGAGAGACAAAGCCACAGCUCAAUUCAACAAAUUGUUUGGACGCCAGAAGCCAAUUCAUCAUGUCUUGGGUGGUGGCAAAUCUGCUGAUGUUCUGUUAUGGAGGAACAAGAAGAUAUCUGCUAGUGUUUUAGGUUCUGCAACUGCCAUGUGGGUGCUUUUUGAGUGGCUAAAUUACCAUUUCUUGACUCUCCUGUGCUUGGCUCUAGUCCUUGGUAUGCUUGUUCAGUUCUUGUGGAGGAAUGUUUCGGGACUAUUGAACCAGUCAUCAUCCAAGGUUCCCCGACUUGUUUUACCUGAGGAGUUGUUUGUCAGCAUUGGCAAAUCUGUUGGUGCAGAGGUUAAUCGUGCGCUACUUCUGCUUCAGAAUGUGUCAUGCGGUGGGAACUUGAAACAUUUUCUUGUGGCUGUUGGGAGCUUGUGGGUUGCUGCUGUGAUUGGAAGCUGGUUCAACUUUGUGACUGUGCUGUAUAUAGGUUUUGUUGGAGCUCACACAUUGCCGGUCCUAUAUGAGAAGUACGAGGAUCAGGUGGAUGACUUUGUGUACAAGGUAUUUGAACAGCUCCGAGGCCAUUACAGCAAGCUUGACAUGUCUCUCCUGAGCAAGAUACCCAAGGGAAAGCACAAGGGGAAGAAGGAUGAAUAGGGAAUCUGUAACUGUGUUUGUCUUGGGAGUUUGGACUAGGUUCAUAUGACGCGAGUUGCGACUUUAGUUUUAUUGGGGAAAAAAAAACUCUGCUUUAGUUGAAACUCCGUUAAAAAAAACUCUGCCUUAGUUGAAGGGGAAAAGGGUCUAAAAAUAGUCUGCUGAAGUUGUAAGUAUAUGUGGCCAGUACGCGUAUGUAUUGCUUCGAAAGGAAUUGCUGCCAGAAUAUCUGCUGUUAAAUCCAUAGUAUUCCCCAAUUAAUGAAGCGUCGUAUUUCUAUUUAAAGAUUAUGGAAUAAAUUUGACUGCUCAAUUUUUUGCUAUCAUUCUCCUUUUUUCAUUGGUUGUUUCUCAGAUAUUGCUAGGCUUGGAAGAGG